Messenger RNA from Moneuplotes crassus, 899 nucleotides. The record is from the annotation of a GenBank genome assembly. NCBI's taxonomy places the organism in Eukaryota, Ciliophora, Spirotrichea, Euplotida, Euplotidae.
GGAAAAUUUUCGUGGAAGAAUGGCCAAACCUGAGAAGGAUUUGGCACAUCAAGAAUCUAGUCUGAUAUAUACGUUCUACCUUGAGCUGCCCUUUCAAUGGGAGAGGAUUGAAGAUAAGAAAUAUGAUAAUGAGAAUGUGAUUAUAAAGAGAUGGCUCAGGUUUAGAUUCUCUGGAUGUUAUGGAAUUGGUCUCUUUGUAGCUUUCCAAGAUAAUAAAUAAACUUAAUGCUUUAAAGACAUUACAAAAUUCUCAUUCAAACCAGAACAGAGUUUUAAGAAUCGAGUCAUAUGAGCCAACGAAGUUCUAUUUGCAAAGACGCUACAUGAAUGAGAUCAUAAGGAUACUCCCGACUGUCACCCAGUGUUUAUUCUUGUCAUCUUUCAAGUUUUCCCAGAAGCAACUGGCAAACAUUUUUUUGAACAUUUCUACUGUCAAAAAGGUAACUUUCUUUGAAUGCUUCUUUGAGCCUGUUUCUAUCACACCAAAGCUUAGAAAUCAAUACCUAGAAACUAUCUCUUUUGAAGAAUGAAAAGACUUGGAAGGAAGAGACAUCACUUUUGAAGAUCACCCCCAAAGAAGCUUGUUGGCGAGAUUAACCUCGAGAGCUGAAGAGCCAGAUCCAUCUGUCCUAAGUACAAUCUUACAGAUGAUUAGUUCUUCUUCCCUUAGUGAAUCUCUUUAUCGACUUGUGCUCAAGAGCGAUUGCACUAAGAAUGAAAUAGAGAAGCUGAUGAAGAGGCUAAUAAAGAAGCAUAAGCUUCAAAGAAUCUUCAUUCAGUGAUAUUAUUGUCAAGAGGACGGAACUAUGGGGUACGACCCAAUAUGCUUUCCAAGACCAGAUCGUUUAAUAAACGAUCCAAACUUUCCACAACCAAACCAACAAUGAAUAUGCUUCUAA